Molecule: messenger RNA, 396 nt
Organism: Paramecium sonneborni
Lineage: Eukaryota; Ciliophora; Oligohymenophorea; Peniculida; Parameciidae
Source: the annotation of a GenBank genome assembly
AUUACAUUUUGUAAUUUUAAUUCAGAUAAAUAAUUAUGAACGAAACCAAUAAUAGUGAUCCCUUCUCUUAGGCUAAUAUUUAGAAAGCAGAUGCAUUUUUGGCUUAAUUUAUUGAUAUAAAACAACUUCUUCCAAUAAAAGAAGGGUUAACAAAAGAGAUGAUAGAAUACUUUAAUUCAUUUAAGAUCUCUACUUAGAUAUAGAUUGGACCUUUAACUUAUCAAGAGAGAUAAAAAAAAAUUUAAAAAUACAAACAAAAAAAAAAUAAUCGAUAGUUUACUAAAAAGAACCAUUACGAUUAUAGAAGAAAGAAAGCAAAUUCUCGCUUAAGAGAGAAAGGAAGAUUUAUUUCUAACAAAAAAUGAAUUUUAUAAAAAUAUAUUCAUCAAUUACCAC